Owenia fusiformis is the source of this 514-nucleotide messenger RNA. Lineage: Eukaryota; Metazoa; Annelida; Polychaeta; Sabellida; Oweniidae. The record is from the annotation of a GenBank genome assembly.
AAAUACCAGCACUUACCGAUCUAGUAGAUAGAGGGCGCUAUGCAGCAGUAUACUACCCGAACCCUGCAGACAGUGGCUUAUUCGAAGUUGGUGCUCAACACCCGUCUGAAGACAGGUGUACUAAUCAAGCCCAAUGGACAGUGCUGGGGAUGCAAGUGCAGCCUGCAAGUGCCUAUCACAGAAGAUUUUUAGAUGAUAGCAAUUUGACAAAAGUUGCUCAGCUAGUUAAUACUGGAUCUCUGCCACUAUACAACAUAUCGGUUCAGUUGAGAGGAUUUGGACCACCACUUACAAGACUUAUUGUAAAACCCAGUAAUAGAACCGCUACCAGCGAUAAACUGUUUUUGUCUGACCUAGAUGGAGGUCAAAGUAUGCCAUUUGAUAUUGAAUUAGAUGCCAAUGGGUCUGUACGAGGGAGGAUUGGCAUUAUAUUUACUUCCCAGUCUGGGACAGUUGCUAUAUACUGGUUAAAUCUGAGGCUCGAUGUUCGGACACCUUUGCUUAGAGCGAACCC